UCCACCCGUAGGGUUGGCGGAAGCAGCUCUCAGUCUGCGACUUCAGUGACUGGGAGGAAAAGAAGAGAGAAGUUCAGAAAGUUUGAUCACAGCGCAACUACGUGAAGAAAAAACUUUCAAAUGAAGGCACUAUAAGGAUUUAUGUGGUCAAACGAGACAUUCUGACAGUCAAAAGACAGCUUCUCUUUCGAGUAUAAUUCGUUUUCAGACUUUUGAAGAUCAUUUUAAGAUUCGUUACGCUUUAACUUGACAGAGCACAGCCUCGCGCUGGCGACUCUAUGUGGAUUUUACUCAAAAUAUGGGCCAAUUACCCGGUGUCUCUUCGGGCAGAGUCAUCCUUCUUGUUAUCUGCUCCCUUAAAAUAACACAUGCUCUGCAGUGUGUGGACCCCGUGAAGCCCUGCGUGAACAAUGCUACCUGUGUCACCUUCCACAAUGGAACAGGCUACUGCAGGUGUGCUCCUGGUUUCUUAGGCGAGUACUGUCAGCACAAGGACCCUUGUUAUGUGGGAUAUUGUGUAAAUGGAGGAGAGUGCACCGUGAGCGUGGCUGGUGUACCUGGGAGUCCCAGCUGCGACUGUCCUCUGGGCUUCACGGGCCAGCGCUGUGAGAUCCAGAAAAACUCCACCUGCUACCCCAACAACCCUUGCAUCAAUGGGGGGAAGUGCAGGCUUCUCCCUAACGACCAGUACAAAUGCACGUGUGAGCGCGGAUGGACAGGUCAGCAUUGUGAGCAAGAGGACACAUGUCUGUCUAGCCCAUGUGCCAACGGUGGUAACUGCCAUGCUAUGCCGAACAACGGAUUCUAUUGUACCUGUCCUCUUGGUUACCAAGGUCCCCAUUGUCUCAAUGACACAGAUGAGUGUGCCAUCUCCCCACCUCUGUGCCAGAACAGAGGCACAUGUCUGAACACCCCAGGUUCAUAUCGAUGCAACUGCCAACCCGGCUUUACCGGCCCCCACUGCGAGAACGUUUACGUGCCUUGCUUUCCAUCCCCCUGCCUCAAUGGUGGAACCUGUCGACCGAUGACGGACACAACUUAUGUCUGCCACUGUCUGCCAGGUUUUAAUGGAACAAACUGUGAGGUGAACAUUGAUGAUUGUCCAAAUCACCGCUGUCAGAAUGGAGCCACAUGCAUGGAUGGAGUGAACACCUACAACUGCCAGUGCCCACCUGAAUGGACUGGUCAGUUUUGCACCGAUGACGUGGAUGAAUGCAGACUGCAGCCCAACACCUGUCAGAACGGAGGCACAUGCAGUAACACGCGCAACGGCUACAACUGUGUAUGUGUGAACGGCUGGAGCGGCCCUGACUGCUCCGAAAACAUUGAUGACUGUGCAGCUGAGCCCUGCACUGCCGGCUCCACUUGCAUCGACCGUGUGGCUUCCUUCGUUUGCAGCUGCCCUCCCGGCAAGACUGGUUUGCUGUGCCACAUUGAUGAUGCCUGCACCAGUAACCCUUGUAAGAUGGGAGCUCAAUGUGACACGAACCCCGUCAAUGGCAAGUUCAAUUGUAACUGCCCCUCUGGGUACAAGGGCAGCACGUGUGCAGAGGAUAUCGACGAGUGUGUCAUCGGGCCAAACCCAUGUGAGCAUGGUGGCUCGUGUAAGAACACAGAGGGCUCGUUCAGCUGUAACUGCGCUCCGGGUUACAACGGCCCACGCUGUGAGCAGGACAUCAAUGAAUGUGGCUCCAACCCCUGCCAGAAUGAUGCCACCUGCUUGGACCAAAUUGGAGAUUACAACUGCAUCUGUAUGCCAGGCUUUGUUGGAUCGCACUGUGAGAUUGACAUUGAUGAGUGUGCCAGCUCGCCUUGUCUCAAUAACGGUAAAUGUCUAGACCAGGUCAGCCGGUUCGUCUGUGAGUGUCCUCAAGGCUUCACUGGGGAAAUGUGUCAAGUUGACAUUGAUGAGUGUGCCAGCACGCCGUGCCAUAAUGGGGCCAAGUGUCUCGACCGUCCUAACGGCUAUGAGUGUGUAUGUGCUGAAGGUUUCACAGGGCUAUUGUGUUUGGAUAACAUUAACGACUGUGAACCUAAACCCUGUCACCAUGGCGAUUGUGUAGACGGAAUUGCUACCUUCAUCUGCAAGUGUCACCCAGGUUACAUGGGCCCCAUCUGCAGCGAGCAGAUACGCGAGUGCCAAAGUGACCCCUGCCAAAACAGAGGACGCUGUGUUGACCUGGUCAACAUGUACCAGUGCAACUGCCAGCCGGGCACCUCAGGUGUGAACUGUGAGAUUAACCAAGAUGACUGUGCCAGUAAUCCCUGCCAGCACGGGACCUGUGAGGAUGGAAUCAACGAGUACAAAUGUGUGUGCGAACCUGGAUAUACAGGAGAACGAUGCACUGAGGAGAUUAACGAGUGCAGUUCGAACCCGUGUCUGAGUGGAGGGACAUGUUUGGACAAGGUGAACGGGUUUCAGUGUUUGUGUCCAAUUGGGACUCAUGGUCCUCUGUGUCACUCAGGUGCAGAUCACUGCAGCCCCAUGCCCUGCCUACAUGGAAAAUGUAUUGAGCAGCAGGACGGGUACCUUUGUGAAUGUAAGCGUGGUUGGGAGGGUAAGAAUUGUGAACGAGAGAAGAAUGAGUGUCAGUCGAACCCGUGUCAGAAUGGUGGUACCUGUAAUGACCAUCUAAAUGGCUACACCUGCGUUUGUGCCCGUGGAUUUGCAGGUUUCAACUGCGAGAUAAACAUUAAUGAGUGUGAGUCAAACCCCUGUAUGAAUCAGGGAACUUGUGUGGAUGGAGUCAACAGCUACAUUUGUCACUGCACUCUGCCUUACACAGGGAGACACUGUGAGGAGAAGUUGGUCCCCUGUGCAUCUCAGCCCUGUCAGAGACGAGGGGCGUGUCAGCCAUCCCCGGAUUACACCAGCUACACCUGCAUUUGCCACAGCGGCUGGGAAGGAGCCCAGUGCACAGAGGAUGUAGAUGAGUGCAAGAAGAGCCCAUGUCAGAAUGGAGCUCACUGUGUGAACACAGUUGGCAGCUACCGUUGUGAGUGUCAGCCUGGGUACAGUGGGAUCAACUGCCAGACCAACAUCGAUGACUGCAGCUCCAGUCCAUGCCGUAAUGGUGGUACGUGUGUUGACAAAGUGGGGCGGUUCUUGUGCGAGUGCAGAGCUGGUUUCUAUGGCGAGCGCUGUGAGGAGGAGGUAGACGAGUGCGCCAGCAAUCCCUGCUGGAAUGGAGGCACCUGCACCGACUACGUGAACAGCUACACGUGCCAAUGCCGGCCUGGCUAUGACGGCAUCAACUGUGAACGUGAUAUCCCAGAUUGCACUGAGACCUCUUGUCUGAACAAUGGAACGUGUGUAGAUGGAAUUAACCGCUUCUCUUGCCGCUGUCGGCAUGGUUUUUCGGGUCAGUUCUGCCAGUUCGAACUGAACGAGUGUGACUCUCAUCCCUGUAAAAAUGGUGGCACCUGCAUAGAUGGCCUGGGGACCUUCGACUGCACCUGCCCAUCUAUGUACAAAGGAAAAACUUGCGAGUCAAUGGUGAAUGUGUGCAGUCAGAUUAAGUGUCAGAACGGAGGUAAUUGCAUCCAGAAGGAGAUGGAUUGGAGAUGCCGCUGUCAGCAUGGCUGGACAGGCCUUUACUGUGACAUCCCAAACAUGUCCUGCCAGGCUGUUGCUAUCAGCAAGGGUGUGGCAGUGGACAUGGUCUGUAAGCACGCAGGAAGGUGUAUGGACAAAGGCAACACACACCAGUGUAUUUGUCAAAGAGGUUAUAUGGGCAGUUACUGUGAGGAUGAGGUGGACGAAUGCCUCUCCAGCCCCUGCAGAAACGGAGGGACCUGUGUGGACUACCAGGGUGGAUAUAACUGCCAGUGCAAAGCAGGUUAUCAGGGUGUGAACUGUGAAUAUGAUAUUGACGAGUGCCAGUCGAAUCCCUGUCGGAAUGGAGGCACCUGCAUCGAUUUGAUCAACCGCUUCUCCUGUGCAUGCCCUCCGGGCACCAAAGGUUUGCAGUGUGAGGUGGACGUGGAUGAAUGCGCCCCAGAGUUUGGCCCGCGCUGUAAGAACGGUGGCCAGUGUGUGGACGGUGUGGGGCGGUACACUUGCUCCUGCCCUCCUGGUUUCACUGGAGUGCAUUGUGAGGGAGAUGUGAAUGAGUGUCGUUCUGGACCUUGCAACCCAUCCGGCACCAUCGACUGUGUGCCGCUGACCAAUAGCUAUCAGUGCCGCUGUCGUCUCGGUUAUACUGGUCAACGCUGCGAGUUAGUGGUGGAUCUGUGCCUGUCCAAGCCAUGCCACAACAACGGCAGAUGUGCCAUGAACAUGAGUUCAGUACAUGGAUACAGCUGUACCUGCCAACCCGGUUACACUGGCUUCAAUUGUGGGGAUUUUGAGAUGUUCCCCUGUGCCAGUUUGCGCUGUCAGAAUGGCGGACACUGUGUGGAGAUAAAGGGUCGCCCGCAGUGCCAAUGUCUAAUGGGUUUCACCGGACAGCACUGCGAGAGCAGUACAAAACCCUGCAUGUGUCAAAACGGUGGCUCCUGUAUGCCAGAUGAUUCCAACAAGUUGAGCUGCCGGUGUCCACCCGGAUUCAGUGGGCCGACCUGUCAAAUGAUUGAACCUUCCUGCCCUUAUUUGGAGUGUAAAGUGCGGGCGGGAGACAAAGUAUGUGACCCGCAAUGUAAGAACCCAGAGUGCGAGUGGGAUGGAGGCGAUUGUACGCUCCAUUGGGACAAGCCCUGGAAGAACUGUCUAACAUCGGAACCCUGCUGGAACUUAUUUCAUAAUGGCCGCUGUGACCCACAGUGCAACAAUGCAGGCUGCCUCUUCGAUGGCUUCGAAUGCCAGAAUCAUACAUCGACAAGCACUUGCAAAUAUGACAGAUACUGUGCAGAUCAUUACGCCAAUGGUCAUUGUAACCAGGGCUGCAACACAGAAGCAUGUGGCUGGGAUGGUCUGGACUGUGCCUCAGACACUCCUCCCAAGCUAGCUGAUGGCACACUGGUGAUUGUGGUGCUAUUGCAGCCUGAGGAGCUGCUGGGUGACCUUAAGGGUUUCUUGCGGUCUUUGGGGACGCUCCUCCACACCAACCUGCGAGUGAAGCUGGAUGAUAAUAAGAAACCUAUGGUGUACGCAUAUUAUGGAACUGAGGAGAAUGAAAUUCAAAAUGGUAUCGCUGCUAUGAAGCAACGUGGAAAACGAGAGCUGGAGAAGGAGAUUAUUGGAUCAAAGGUUCACCUAGAGAUUGACAAUCGACAGUGUUCUCAGCACUCGAAAGAAUGCAUCUCCAGUGCAGAUCAGGCUGCGGCUUUCAUAGCUGCCGAGUACUUGAAAUCGGAGCUUCCGUACCCCGUCUACUCCGUGAGCAGCGAUCAGAAUGUACCUACCCCUGUGCCUACUCUCCUGUACCUGGUUGCCGUGGCUGCAGCUAUCAUCAUGCUGAUUUUGGUGCUGGGUGUGUUGGCUGCCAAGCGCAAACGCGAGCAUGGGACUUUAUGGCUUCCUGACGGCUUUCUAGCAAAGAAUGACGGCAAGCGAAGAGAGCCAGUGGGACAGGAUGAUUUUGGCAUGAAGAGCAUGCAGAAGUCACAGGAUGGAGGGUUGAUGGAUGGCAGUUCUACCCAUCAUUGGUCAGAGGAUGAUCAUCUACCUAAAAAACCCAGGAUGGAGGAUAAGCCAUUGCUUCCUGUUGGAGGGGAUGGAGGAGUGGACAGGAGAGAGUGGACCCUGCAGCAUCACAAAGCCGCUGACAUCACACUCACACCCCCUCAGGCGGACAUAGACAUGGACAGCCUGGAUGUCAAUGUUAAAGGACCAGAUGGUUUCACUCCUCUCAUGCUGGCAUCUCUACGAAAUGGCAGCAGCCCCGAUUGUGGCAGCAUGCUGGGAGAGGAGGAGGAGGAAAGUGGCGCUGACGAGCCUGGCACAAACGUCAUAACCGAUUUGAUUGGCCAGGGUGCGUCGCUCAAUGCCCAGACAGAUCGCACCGGAGAGACGGCACUUCACCUCGCUGCACGAUAUGCCCGAGCAGAUGCUGCCAAGAGACUGUUGGAUGCUGGUGCUGAUGCCAAUGCUCAUGAUAACAUGGGCCGCACCCCUCUCCAUGCGGCCGUGGCAGCAGAUGCCCAAGGAGUCUUCCAGAUUCUCAUCCGGAACCGUGCCACGGAUCUUGAUGCUCGUAUGAAUGACGGCACCACACCACUCAUCCUGGCAGCCAGACUGGCAGUGGAGGGUAUGGUGGAGGAACUGGUGCACUGCCAUGCAGACGUCAAUGCAGUGGAUGACCAUGGCAAAUCGGCUUUACACUGGGCUGCCGCUGUCAAUAACGUAGAAGCCACUCUGGCGCUACUGAAGAAUGGAGCCAAUCGAGACAUGCAGGACAACAAGGAGGAGACCCCCUUGUUCCUGGCUGCCAGAGAGGGCAGCUUUGAAGCGGCCCAAGUUCUCCUAGAUCAUUAUUCAAAUCGUGAUAUCACCGACCAUCUUGACCGCCUGCCUCGUGACACUGCGCAAGAGCGAAUGCAUCAUGACAUUGUGCGUCUGCUGGACCAGUACAACUUGGUACACAGCCCACACUCCGGCCCUAAUCACGUGGGCAAUGGCGGAGGACACUCUUCGAUGGUCUGUGGAACAAAUGGCACAGGAUUCAUGAUCGGCAUGCGUCCAGGACCGCAGGGCAAAAAGAAUCGGCGAGCAGGAGGAAAAGCAAGUGCUGUCGCAGCUGGGACAGCCAAAGAUCUGAAAGAAAUGAAGGCCAAGAGGCGGAAGAAGCCAGCCGGAGGAGAGGGGCCGAGUGUGGCGGCCGUACCCGGAGCCGGAGGAAAUGUCACCAAAGCAGCCAGCGGUCUCUCAGAGAGCUCGGUCACCAUGUCACCUGUGGAUUCCCUGGAAUCUCCACACUCGUAUGCCGGAGAGGUCGUGGCCGCCUCCAGCACAGCAAAUUCUCCCCCUCUGCUCAGCAGCCCACAAACAAGGCCUAUGUUGCCCCCUGUAAGUCACAUGUUGGGCCAGCAGCAAAGCUGGGUGGGUCUGGCCAAACACGGCUACAAUAGCCACAUGUUUGGCCUCAUGUCACCCCACCAGAUGAGCGCAGGCCACACCAGCAUGCAGCAGCACCACAGCCCAGGCAUGCUCACCCCGAUGAAUGUCACCAUGAGCCGUGAGCAGCUGCCGCCCAUCGUCACCUUCCAGAUGAUGGCGACAGGCAGCGGGCAGAGCCUCCUCAAGCAGGCUCAGCAGGGGCAGAUACAGGCGCAGGGGCAAAAUCAGACGCAAGGUCAGCACCUGCACUGCAACCAGGGUAUGAUGUUCCCCAUUCCAGACGUGGGAAUGCAGCACGGCCUGUCGCACAACCUUCCGCACCCUCACGGUCACAACCACGUGCUUCCACACGGGCUGCCAGAGAGCCAGGCACGGCAGGUGGCAUCCUAUCAGCCACGCCAGAGCCCCGUGGAUAAAUAUCCCACGCCACCUUCCCAGCACAGCUAUGCCACCGCAGGCUCUGAGGGAACCACCCCCGGUCAUCCCACACACAAUCCCAGCGAACACCCCUACCUCACCCCCUCGCCCGAAUCGCCCGACCCCUGGUCCUCCUCGUCCCCCCACUCCAACUCAGACUGGUCCGAUGUCACCACAAGCCCCACCCCUCUAGCAAACCCCCACACUAUGCCUCCUUCCCGCCACACACACAUUCCCGAACAAGCCCAGCUGCAGCCCCCGUCGCAGGCCGCACAGCCGACACAGUCCCAGCAGUCCCAGCGCAGCACUGUAUACGCGUAGUAACUCGGACCUUUUGAGUUUAAUUGCACGGCCGUUUUGAUUCUCUCUCUUCAGCUGCCAAGGGAGUGGCCAACUAUCCUUCUUCCACCCUCCAUGUCUUUGUUACACUCUGCAUGUUGACUGUGAAGUUUGCGUAUCGUAAAUUCCCUCUAGCCUGAAUAUUUUAUCCCACAGGAGCCCCGAACUGAACAGAAACAGCUUUAACGACUGGGGAACUCUGUUUACGGCCAUCUACGACCUGAGGCACUUAUACCAGUGAACAAUUACACUGCCAAGCUAAGGGGUCUGUUUUUGUCCUCAGUUUGGGGAUGUUUAUUUCAAAUUUUAGUCAAACCUUUUAUGUUUUGAAGGAAAUUUUCACAUUUAAUCUGCCAUCUUUCUUUGAUCAUUUUUUGUUGAUGAUGAUAAAGUCAGAUAUGCUUAGUUGGUACCAACUUUAAAGGGAUAGUUCACGGAAAAGUGAACAUUUUGGUAUCUUUUACUCACCCUUGUGACGUUCCAAACCUGUGAGACCAUCUUCAGUGGAACACAAAAUUAGAUAUUUAGAAUUUUUUUUUUAAAUAUACAAUAAAAGUCAAAGUUUUGAACCCCAUUAUUGUAUAAAGAGAAAAUGAGUAUCUUUUGUGGUACAGGUUUGGAACGACAUCAGGGUGAGUAAAUAAUGAAUAAUGAAAAAAAAAAAAGUUUUUGCGUAAACUAUCCCUUGUAACUGAUAAUUUAAAUAAUAUUUUUAUAUUAUGGGUCAGCUUUGUGUUUAGAAUUUUUAUUUUUUUUUCUUUUGUAGCGAUGAAAUGUUUCUUUAAUGAAUUGGUGGUACUUGUUUAUUUUUUUGUGAUUGGUAGCAUUAAUUUGCUCCAAACACAUGCCCACAUACAUCUCAUUCAUUCAUGUGUGGUUCAGUGCUAAACUGUGGUGUAAAUAGUUAAAUGUUACUUUUUAUGUGUUGUCUGUUACGGUUUAUCCUCUGCCUUACCAAUGAUUAAAAGAGGUAAAAGGAGUUGUGUAAAUAUGAAUGGGUUCCACUUUGUUACUUUUGAAAUGGUAUGCAGUAUUCAGUGGCACCACAAACAUGACAGAGGUUUGAAGAGGAAUCCCAGCAGCCAUCGUCAAGCCGCUUGAGCUUUUCGGAAAAGGAAACAUUUAGACAAGUAAUAUUAUCAGUGCCUUUUACAAUAUAUUUGUACCCAUUGUUAUGAUUUUAUUUGUUUUGUUCUGCUUUUUUGUGUUACUGUAUAUUAAUAUUUUAAGCAGUUCUGAAGUUGUUGUACCUUUUAUUUACAUGAGUUUUAAAUACGUCAUGUGUUUUCUUUCUCAAUUACAAUCAUCCUGUCUGUGCAGCCGUUUGAAUCACUUGGUAAUUUAGAAAUCAUACUUUAUACAAUUUAAAUGUACUGUUUAACCUUUUCUGUUUUGUGUUCAAGCAAAGCUUUAUAAAAUCGAUUAGUACAAUCACAUUCUUUUUCUGUGUUUUGCACAAUAAAGCCCCUGGGUCUCUUAAAUGCCAAAUAAACACUCAUAAUAGUAUUUAGAAAUGCAUGCAUACAUUAGCCAGAGUGGUGAUAAAAUACUGUCUAAGGUCUUAUGAACUUCCGCUUAUGCUAUAUUUGUUCAGAUGGGUGGAUCCGUAAUAUUGUGUGUGCUCAAGGUCAAUAUUAAGAGAGUGUGCUUAUGCAAAUAGAAACUUUUAUGUACUAUAGGCUCCAUAUGGCAUAUUCCUUUUGGAAACAGUUGAUAUCCUGUAGCACUUAAGGGCCCUUCAACAGUAUGAUCUUUAGUGUACUGAAAACUGAAGAAUUUAAAGGGUGUUAGUCCACCAAAUAAAGAUCAAAGCAAAGCUUUUGGAACAUCAUAUUUUCACCCAAAUGUUAUGCAAAGCUAUUUUUUAAUAUGUGCUGUAUAUAAUUUUAUGUUUUUGGGUUUUUUUUAAUGCCUAUUGUACUCUUUUCUGUCCACCAAAUAUAUGCAUACAGUAUGCUAGAAUGAAGUAAAUGUUUCGUUUUAGUGGUUUGUAGAUUAAAAUCUGUGCUUUAAAGAACAAAAGCCUGUGUAUUGGAAAUAAUCCAAGACAAAUGGUGAUUAAAAUAGAGAUGAAACAAAUAAAGAAAAACCUUUACAAAUCGA
This is a messenger RNA of Megalobrama amblycephala (Wuchang bream), 9856 nucleotides long. It is a transcript of the gene notch2, whose product is annotated as notch receptor 2. The transcript is spliced from 34 exons. Bases 299 to 7735 code for a protein of 2478 amino acids. Gene Ontology annotation, molecular function: signaling receptor activity; calcium ion binding; protein binding. Gene Ontology annotation, biological process: apoptotic process; multicellular organism development; Notch signaling pathway. Gene Ontology annotation, cellular component: membrane; signaling receptor complex. Lineage: Eukaryota; Metazoa; Chordata; Actinopteri; Cypriniformes; Xenocyprididae. The record is from RefSeq and is a predicted model, not a curated record.